Messenger RNA from Candoia aspera, 2671 nucleotides. RefSeq names its product zinc finger protein 397-like. Gene Ontology annotation, molecular function: DNA-binding transcription factor activity, RNA polymerase II-specific. The transcript is spliced from 3 exons. Bases 8 to 2128 code for a protein of 706 amino acids. Gene Ontology annotation, biological process: regulation of transcription by RNA polymerase II. Lineage: Eukaryota; Metazoa; Chordata; Lepidosauria; Squamata; Candoiidae. Gene Ontology annotation, cellular component: nucleus. The record is from RefSeq and is a predicted model, not a curated record.
GGUAGAAAUGGAGAGGCAGGGACCAGCACGACUCGUCCAAAGAGGACAGAAGAGUUCUCACCCUGUUCAGCUUGGGGCCACCCAAGAGUUCCUGGGUGGGCUGGACGCCCGUUUGAUUAAGCAGGAGCCGGAGGAGAGUCCCCAGCAGCCUUGGGACGCUCAGUGGCAGGACUUCCUGAGGGCGAUGCAGCCCUCUCGUUCCAGACAGAAAUGCGCCCAGCCACCCAGUCCUGCCCGGUCCGGGGAUGGUUCCUGGUCCUUCUUCAAGGGAACCACUGAUCUGAGUCAGAGGCCUGGGAGGAAGAGCGUAACCUGGCCCCUGCCGGACCCCAGCGAAGGUUGCCGAGGCCUCGUUUCCUCGGUGAGGGUGAAAGAAGAAAUUCUGGAGGCAGAGGAAGCCUUUGGCUCAGAAACGGAGCGCCAGCGUUUCAGGCAGUUCUGCUACCAGGAGGCCGAAGGGCCCAAAGAGAACUUUUGCCAACUGCAGGAGCUCUGCCGCCAGUGGCUGAAGCCUGAGAGGCGCACCAAGAAGCAGAUCCUGGAGCUGCUGGUCCUGGAGCAGUUCCUGGCCAUCCUGCCCCCAGAGAUGCAGAACUGGGUCAAGGAAGGCAAGCCGGAGAGCUGUGCCCAGACGGUUGCCCUGGCGGAGGAUUACUUGCUGCGGGUGCAGGAGGCUGAUGAACUGCAAGAGAAGGUUUCCUGUCCUGGGGAAGAGGGAGCUGUGGUUAAUUCUCCCAAAUCAGAGCAGGUGCCAUCGGAAGCAGUGAACAGCCACCUCUCUGCAGGGGCCGAGGAAGAAAGCAACGAAGAGGCCAGUUUUAUAGGCAAUGACCAAGGUUACGAAAACGAGGAGGAGACCUCGUCCUUUGAAAGGCAUCCCCAAGUAGGCAUCAGCGGGCUGUCCUUGGCAAGACUCAAUGGGAAGUUCUAUCAGGUCUGUGGACUGGAAGAGAUGCCAGGAAGUGAGCCUCACCGAGAAAGCCACCAGGAAAACCAAUCAGGGAUCCCAGCUAUUUUUCACGAGGACAGCUUACGAGAAAACACCUUCCUGGAGGGAAGCCAGAAGGGAAAGAGGAGGAAUACGGGUCCCAGUUGGGGGGCAGUCCUGAACCACGGUUUUGAGUUUCCUCCGAACCGGAAAAUGCAAAAACUCUACACGUGCACCUACUGUGGGAAGAUCUCUAACAACAGCGCGCAUAUGAUCAUCCACGAGAGGACCCACACCGGCGAGAAGCCGUACAAGUGCUCAGAAUGUGGAAAAUGCUUCAGCACAAACUGCAACCUGAUGAAACACACCCGGGUGCACACGGGCGAGAAGCCCUACCAGUGUGCCGACUGUGGCAGGAGCUUCAGUGACAAGGCCUCGCUCAUUGUGCACGAGAGGACCCACACCGGGGAGAAGCCGUACGAGUGCCCCAUGUGCGGGAAGAGCUUCACCUCCAGCUCCAACCUCAUCACGCACAAGCGGGUGCACACGGGGGAGAAGCCCUACAAAUGUUCUGAAUGUGGGCAGAGUUUUGUCCACCGGCCGCAGCUGGUUAUCCAUAUCCGGACGCACACCGGGGAGAAGCCGUACGAGUGCCCCGAGUGCCGGAAGAGCUUCAAUCAGAAAGCUGACCUCAUCAUCCACCGGCGCACCCACACGGGGGAGAAGCCCUACGAGUGCCCCGAGUGCGGGAAGAGCUUCAUCUCCAGCUCUUACCUCCGGAAGCACGAGCGGCUGCAUGCGGGGAAGAAGGCGCACGUCGGGGAGGAGACCCAUAAGUGCAGCUACUGUAGGAAAAGCUUCAUCAGCCGAUCCAAGCUUCUCAUCCAUGAGAGGACCCACACGGGGGAGAAGCCCUUUGAAUGUGCCGAGUGUGGGAAGAGCUUCAGCACCAGCUCUAACUUGGUCAACCACAAGAGGGUCCACACGGGUGAGAAGCCGUACCAGUGCUCGGAUUGCGGGCAGAAGUUCAGCACAAACUCAAACCUCGUCAACCACCGGCGGGUGCACACGGGAGAGAAGCCGUACAAGUGCUCCGACUGCGGGCAGAACUUUGGCCAUAAAGCUUCUCUCCGGAGGCACAAGAGAAUCCACUCCAGAGAUGUCACCAGAGGCGUGCUUGGAACGGGGGCAAAAUGUUAGCACGAAACUUACAGCCACGUGGAGAGCUGCCUUGUGCUGUAGUAGGCUCUUGGCCCACUGAGUCAGCGUCACUGGGAAGAAGCAUUUCUAGGGCAGGUGUCUUUCACAGCCCUACCUGGAGAUGCCAGGGAGGAUCUGCUACAUGCCAUGCAGACGUAGGAUCUGCUACAUGCUGAGCACGUCUUAUGCCACUGAUCUGGGAUCCAUUGGCUGGGUUUCCAGAUGCUAUUUGGAAGUUCACCAGCAGGAUGAGAAGGCAAUACCCACAGUGCUCUUGUAAUGGUAUGUGAGAAAGACCUUGAGAGAGGGGGUCAAAGAGGUGCUGCCGAGGGAACGGUCAGAUAAGAGACAGCACAGCCCCCAGCUGCAUAACGGGAGGAGAAAGAGGCUCAGAAGGGAGCUCCCUAACAUCUUAGGCUGUAAAGGAGAUGGUGGGAGACUUUUACUUCCAAGAUUGAUGUUGGCCACUAACAGAAUCUUGCAAGUCUGAAAGUACAAUUCUCCCGCUGUCUCCUUUACAGCCUGAGAAGUUAGGGAGCUCCC